Molecule: messenger RNA, 1122 nt
Organism: Marasmius oreades (fairy-ring Marasmius)
Lineage: Eukaryota; Fungi; Basidiomycota; Agaricomycetes; Agaricales; Marasmiaceae
Exons: 4
Coding region: 1-1122 (373 amino acids)
Molecular function (GO): hydrolase activity
Source: RefSeq, a predicted model, not a curated record
AUGCAAGGCAAAACCACCAUGGUACCUUCAAUAACCCUCUUCGAAAAACUCGCAUUGCUCUCGAAGAUUUUGCAACUUCCUUUGGUACUCCUCUACACCCUCGCCAUUUCCCCAUUUUCGGACGCGUUAAAGGAAAAGAAGCUCAGACGGCUGCUUUUUGAGGCCUACCUUCGUCAUAUUACUCGGACGGCUACGGUAGGGCAAGUUCAAUGGGCACUCGGGUCGACAACAAGAAUCUACAGGAGUUGGACAAGACAGUGGAGGGUUGAGCCGUUGUUGGAGGAUGUCUCGCAGUCAAGAAAAAGGCUGAUGUGGAUUGGGAGUAAGAAUACCGAGAAGGUUGUGUUCUAUGUUCAUGGCGGAGGCUUCAUGUUACCCAUCUCAGAUUAUAUGCUCACCUUUUGGCUGUUCGUUCAACGCGAAUACGCCAAAAGAACGGGAGGAAAAGAACUUGCCAUUGUCGCAAUGGAGUAUUCUAUCUACCCUCAUACCUUCCCAACGCAGCUAACGGAAAUCACCCAUGCACUAUCACACAUCUUGAACAUUUCCCGCAUCUCACCUUCCAACCUUCACAUCGCAGGUGACUCUGCCGGUGCCAACCUCAUUCUCCAACUCAUCAGUCAUACCCUCAACCCUCUUCCAAUAGACGAAAUACCUCCUUCACCUCUCACUCCCGCUCAACCCAUCUCUGGCGUUCUCCUCAUCUCCCCGUGGUUGUCUCUAGACCAACCAACUCCGUCUUACACCCAAAACGACGCCACAGAUUUCCUUGCCGCAGCUACUCUGACGAGGUACGGAGUGAAAUAUCUCGCUGGUAUUCGGGACAGCCACGUACCGUACGUGAAAGUUCUCUCAGCAGGAGAACAGUGGUUUGAUGGUAUAGACGAGUUGACGGAUCGAGUUCUCGUCACUGUCGGUGGUGCGGAGUGUUUGUUGGAUGAUGGAGUAGGGGUGUAUCACGAAAUCAAAGCUUCUGUUUCGAGGGGGGGAAGAAGAGUGGAUGUUGAGGUGGACGUAGAGGAUGGUGGGGUACAUGAGGAUAUGAUGGUAGAUUGCGCGGCGUUUGGCAAGAAGUUGACGGCUGUUGGGGAGAAGGUUGUUGUGUGGUUGAUGGGGGAGUAG